Molecule: messenger RNA, 2007 nt
Organism: Aspergillus saccharolyticus JOP 1030-1
Lineage: Eukaryota; Fungi; Ascomycota; Eurotiomycetes; Eurotiales; Aspergillaceae
Product: MFS general substrate transporter
Exons: 3
Coding region: 400-2007 (535 amino acids)
Biological process (GO): transmembrane transport
Molecular function (GO): transmembrane transporter activity
Source: RefSeq, a predicted model, not a curated record
GAAAGUCCAAAAUGCAAGCCUUGGCGCCUUUAUCCGGGUUACGAGCGGCAGAACCGCCCAAGAGCCGACGACAUCUGUCAAAUCCUAGACUCCCCCGGACCAGGAGAAGAGUGGAUUGGUUCCGUCGGACUGCAAGGAUGUCGGAUGCGGAUCCGAUAGUUUACUGCUACUAUAUGUCGGGUAUACCCUCGGGUAAUUGCCGUUCUGGCCACGAUCUGGGCCUCACCGGAAUCAAUUCCUCUCAGGCUGGGGUGCCAAGAGUGUAUAUGACCCAGCUGUUCCAAUGAGACUGCUCUCGAGGUGGCCGUAGCGUUCUUGAAAGUGCGGAUCAAGGUCCGCUUAGGCUGGACUCUGCAUAUCCUUCCCCAUGGGGUAGACGGGGUACCAGAGAUUGGCGGAAUGGUGAACAUUAUAAAAGCCAGAGAUGACACGAGGCAAGGCAUUUUUCGAAUUGCAAACACGGUGAGCUUGGAGCUUUCCAUUCAAUAUUCCGUGACGAUACUGUCUCCAUCCGUGUGGCACGAGACUCCAGAUUCCACCAUGUUCAACAACCAUCAGGAAGCGCUGCCCCCAGACACCUCUGGCUCAGAUGUCAAAGGCGAGUAUAAUACCAGCGCUCACCUUGAAUAUGUCCCUGCCAGCCAGCUUGGUCAAGCCAACUUCUUGGACGCCGAAUCGCCCGCUAAUCCACAGACCUGGCCGGUGUGGAAGAAGAAUGCGCAAAUCUUGAUGGUAGCCUUCCAUUCGAUGGUAGCAACCUUCAUGGCUGCGGGGAUUAUCCCAGCAUACGACGCCAUGGCCGAAGCGUAUGGGGUCACAGUGCCGCAAGCAAGCUAUCUCACAUCAAUGCAGAUCCUGCUCCUUGGAAUCUGUCCCCUGUUCUGGAAACCACUCACCGCAGUCUACGGCCGCUACCAUAUCUUCAUGCUCUCAGCCCUAGGCAGCAUGGUCUGCAACAUUGGUGGCGCCCGCUGCACCACCUACGGCGCGCAAAUGGCCACGCGCGUCCUGACGGCCAUCUUCAUCUCGCCCCCGAUGGGCGUCGGCAGCGGCAUCAUCACCGAACUGUGCGAGCCCGAACAGCGAGCCCAGAAGCUCGGCUGGUGGACGUUGAUGCUCACUCUCGGUACGCCCGGAGGACCAUUCAUCAUGGGCUUCGUGACACACCAUCUCGGCUACCAAUGGAUGUACUGGAUCUUCGCCAUCAUGAACCUCGUCCAGCUCCUCGCCUAUCUCAUACUAGGCGAAGAGACCCUCUACCUCCCAGCACCAGAGCCCCCAUCCCCCUCACUGAACACCACCAACCCCCCAAGAUUUUACCACAAACUCCGCCCCCGCCGCAUCAACCCCCACCCCCUCACCCUCCAAGCCUUCUUCACGCCCCUCCUCUUCCUCCGCCGCCCGCGCGUCCUCAUCCCCGCCCUCACCCACGCCAUCGUCUUCUGCUACGCCAACAUCGCCCUCAUCGUCGAGAUGCCCAUCGUCUUCGGCGAGAGAUUCGCCUUCAACUCGCAGCAAAUCGGCCUGCAAUUCAUCGCCAUCAUCAUCGGCUGCCUCCUCGGCGAGCAGCUCAGCGGCCCUCUCUCCGACAAACUCCUCCGAGCCCACGGCACCCACCGCCCCGCCGACCGUCUCUGGCUUGCUUACAUUGCCUUUGGCACUGUGGUCACCGGGUUACUCGUCUGGGGCUUCCAGCUCAGCAAGGCGACUACCUGGAACGUCACCCCCUGCGUGGGCGCGGCGAUUGCGAGCUUCGGGAAUCAGGCGCUCACGACGAUUAUGGUUUCUUAUGCGGUUGAUAGUCAUCGUGAAGUGGCGACGGAUGUGGGGGUUUGUAUCAAUGUGGUGAGGCAUGUUUAUGGGUUUAUCGGACCGUUUUAUUUUCCGCCGAUGUUUGAGACGCUUGGGCUGGCGGGGGCGGCGGGCGUGAUGUGUGCUAUUGUGGGCGGGUGUGCUUUGCCUGCUGUUGUUGGGUUGCAUAUUGUUGAUGUGCGGGGUGGGAGGUGA